CUGUGGCAAGGCUGAAGUCUGGGCUGGAUUUGGGGUUUUAGGUGGGUGCUCCGAGGGCCAUGCAGCCCUCUACCAGGCCUGAGCUGCCUCUGCCCAAAUACUGCAGUGUAGCCACAGCCCGGAAAGCCCCUGACCCAGAUGGUGCCGGGCCACCCUGCGACUCCUUCACCUGUCCCUUUGCCACACAGGCACCCUGGCUGCCCAUGAACUGCACAAUCACCAGGUAUGUCUCUUCUCACCCAUGUUCCCACACUGCUGAUACACCAUGGCAGGGGCUUAGCUGGCUGGGAAGAGUCGGAGAUGCUGCUGGCCCCUGGGUCCUGGCCAGGAGGGAACCUGAUGACUUUUAUUAUCUGGCUCAGAUAAAGGCUGCUCCAGAGCUGGAGAGGCGGGGGGCCCUGGUUGUGGAAUUUGAGGCUCCCCUUGUCACAGGCCUAAAGCUGCCAGCCCAACAACGGAGAGUGGUAUUUCCAGAAGAUGUCGUUCAGUUCUCACCAUCCGGGCUGCACUCACUGCAACCGGGUGACAAGGUGCUGGCACCCUGGGAACCAGGGCAGCAGCAGUUCGGCCCUGGCACUGUUCUCUUGGGCUUGAAGAAACAAAAAGGCCAAAGAGCAUCUAAAGAAGAAGAGAUCACUGUUCACUUCUGGAAUGGCAAGACAACUAAGGUGCCUCUAGACAGGGCCAGCUAUGUGCCUCCCACUGUCUGGAAGAACGCUGUGGAGAGACUAGAAACACCUCACCCCAGGAACUACCACAGUCCUUUUCUUUGGGUACCUCACUGCUCUCAGCUGGGACCUCACACUGGAUGCUCCGCACACAAGCCUCCUCUGAACUCUUCCUUCUUAUCCCCUCACUGCCUCUCUCAUGCCCGCUGCCAGCUUCUGUAUCAGAGCUGUUUCUGUGGCUGUCCUUUGGUGGGGCCUAGCUGGUGGCCUCUAACUAGGACCUCAGAGGUCACAACCAGAAAACGCCCAGAGCUGGAGCUGAAGCCCACAGCUCAGCUUCUGCCCCUACAAGGUCCUAAAGAGGAGGCCAUAGCAGCGUUCAGCUGCAAUAUGUCCUCCUCCUCUGAGGAAGAGAAUUCUGAGAGUCAUCUGGAGAUGGGACUUCCUGAGAGACAGAUGGUAAGCAGGGCAGUCAACACUGACCCCAUCCUUUCUGAGAAGCCGCGGCAGCAAUUCGACCCCCGCCAGCCUGAGUGGAGGUACUGGAGGAGAAAUGGGCCCGAGCCACCCCCUGGAAAACCAGGAACAAGAUGUUGCCACAAUAAGAAAAAAGACAAGGACAACCAACAGGACAGAAUGCCAUCUGCAGUUGUGGGGAUUACCCAGAAGCUAGUCCUGGAAGCCACCAACAAGAAACCACGGCAGACUCAACCAGAAGCUGAACACAGACGAUGAAGCCAGGCCUUAGAACAACCAGAGGAACAAUUCCCUUAG
Onychomys torridus (southern grasshopper mouse) is the source of this 1442-nucleotide messenger RNA. RefSeq names its product chromosome 1 C11orf16 homolog (gene C1H11orf16). The record is from RefSeq and is a predicted model, not a curated record. Lineage: Eukaryota; Metazoa; Chordata; Mammalia; Rodentia; Cricetidae. The transcript has 6 exons.